This is a messenger RNA of Cylas formicarius (sweet potato weevil), 2131 nucleotides long. RefSeq names its product REST corepressor 1. Lineage: Eukaryota; Metazoa; Arthropoda; Insecta; Coleoptera; Brentidae. Gene Ontology annotation, molecular function: transcription corepressor activity; sequence-specific DNA binding. Gene Ontology annotation, biological process: negative regulation of DNA-templated transcription; regulation of transcription by RNA polymerase II. The record is from RefSeq and is a predicted model, not a curated record. Bases 182 to 1561 code for a protein of 459 amino acids. The transcript has 7 exons. Gene Ontology annotation, cellular component: histone deacetylase complex; transcription regulator complex.
UAAGGUACUCUGAUGAAAUAAAGUUUAGUUUGUUCGCACAUCCUGAAAAGUUGUGUGGUAUUUCCCAUUCUCAUUUCUCAAAACGCUGUGCGAAGGAGGGUUCGGUGUUUCGUAGUGAUUAAUUUAAUUAUAAAAAAAAAUUGUUUGUUGUUUAUUAUUCGGCUUUUAGCCCAGUUAUAUUAUGGUGUUAGCCGAGAAAAAUAGUGAAAAUGUGCGGAACGGACGCCGAAGCCGAGGGCCAAGCCCCAAUGGUCACGUACAAGCGGACUCUACUAGCGAGGAUGAGAGCACAGUUCCAGUGGAUAAAAUUAGAGUUGGGAGGGAUUAUCAGGCUGUAUGCCCUGAGCUUCAACCAGAGGCUCAGAGAAAGCCGGAACUCUUAGCAGAUCGGGCUUUGCUAGUUUGGUCUCCCACAGACACGAUUCCCGAUUCUAAAUUGGAGGACUACAUUGUACUUGCCAAAGACAAGUAUGGUUAUAAUGGGGAGCAAGCGCUGGGGAUGUUGUUUUGGCACAAGCACGACUUGGAUCGAGCAGUAUUGGACCUAGCUAAUUUCACGCCGUUUCCAGAUGAAUGGUCUGUUGAGGACAAAGUGUUGUUUGAACAAGCGUUCCAGUUUCAUGGGAAGAGUUUUCACAGAAUCCGGCAAAUGCUUCCCGACAAGAGCAUAGCAAGCCUCGUCAAGUAUUACUACAGUUGGAAGAAAACGAGAUCCCGUACGAGCUUUCUGGAUAAGCAAGCGCGAAAACUGAACAAUCCUAAGGAGGAGGGUGGAGAGGAGGCUGCCUCGGAAGGUGGUUCCAAUGAAGAAUCUGAUCAUGAUGACAAGGGUGAGGGUGGAAAAUGCUCAAACUGCAACGUCUUCUGUACGGUCACUCGCGUGACCACCAAGGGAACGCUUUGUAACUCCUGCUACCAACACUGGAGACGGACAGGCCUGUUGCGUCCGAUUUCGGGGCCCGUGGGCGGGCGACGGUCCGCCCUGCACGGGGCGCGCCACAAGCGCAAGCCGCCCCGCGGUAUGUACAUCAACCACGACGACCUAGCCACGAUGGCGUCCGGCAAUGCGGGCGUGUUGAUGCUUAAGGCAAUGGACCGAGAGCUUGAUUCCCUCCAAAGACAAAUUCAACAAAACAAACAGAACGUUAGCGGGUUAAAGCGCAAACACGGCGACACAAUAGAGGAGCUGCGGCCCAACGCCGAGACGACGCAACGAGUGAACUCUCGCUGGAGCAACGACGAGCUGAUGCUCGCCGUACAGGGUUUCCGAAAAUACGGCAAAGAUUUCAAGAGCAUCGCCGAAAUGCUCGGCAACAAGACCGAAAAUUACGUGCGCACAUUUUUCAUCAACCACCGCAAACGGUACAACCUCGAUCAGGUGAUCAAGGAGUGGGAAAAGGACAACGGUCCCGCCCAGGGGGCGGCGAAAGAAACGAAAAUGGAGACGGCGGACGACGACAAUGACGUCAUUUGUUUGUCGCCUAGCCCGCCCACCUCAAAUAAGAAGGAGCUGAAGAGUAGCGGGGGCAAGAUGACGGCCGCACAGAUCACCGCGAAAUGAUGAUGUGCUGUGAGGCACAGUCCGGUUUUUCUUUUAGUUGAAUUUUGAAAUUAGACCUGUUUUGUUUAUUACGCGCGCAUUUUGCCGAAAGAGGUCGCGCGAGGUGGUGGCGCCCCUUAGGAGAACUUUGACGCGCGCGGAAACUGAUAUUUUUCAUUUUCACUCGUCCAAUGCGGUUUUUAAUAAUUAUAUAGCCUACCUGUACAUAAAAGCAAAUCCAUUGCAUGACGAAGGCAAGUGUAAUACUUAAGGAUUGAUAAAUCUUAGCGUUGUAUAUAUAAUCAGGUUUUAGAUUUUCUUAGUUUUUACAAGUUGAAGUGAAAGUUCCUCGCAGAGCAUUAGACGUAUAAAACUGCUGCAUAUAAUAUAUAUAUAUAACGAUUAGUGUCAAGUCUCUGAGAGUGUUUAAUUUAUUUUUAGUAAUAUAUUGGUACGACAUAUAUGUAACCUUUUGUUUUAUUUGUGUGAAGUUUCGCUUAGUAAUGUGCCUCCUUCAGUAAUGGGCGAAUGUUCUUAGUUGACUGGCCCUCGAGAAGGGAAAACGAAUAAGUCCUUAUGGCCCGGAAAAAU